Molecule: messenger RNA, 2664 nt
Organism: Ectocarpus siliculosus
Lineage: Eukaryota; Phaeophyceae; Ectocarpales; Ectocarpaceae
Source: the annotation of a GenBank genome assembly
AUGUGCAGCACCAAGCACUACCAAGCGCCACGCUCCCGUUCGCCGUUGGCCGCUGUGGAGGUGGCGCAGGGCGCAGGGAACGGUGUGGGCGGUGCGCACGAUCCGGCCAUCCGAGCAGACACCCAGAGGCGGCGACAGAGCGGUGGUGGCACUCAAGAGCGCCGUUCGCCUCGAAGCUCCAGACAGGAUACCGAGGCCGCCAACGUCUCCAGUUCUGAGGGUCGCCGAAAAGAGCAGAGAUCAGGAGGAAUCUUGGCAGGGGGUAAAGAAGCCAGCAGCGGGGACGGCGCGGGCGGCGGCGUUGCCCCCCGAAAGCGUCGCCGGAGUAAGACUCCUGCCCGUGCAACAACGGCGAGAGGCGCCGAACCAGGGGGCCUUGUGGCUUCAUUGUCGGCCGACGCUCCGGCACCGACAGCGAAGAGCACCCCUUCACGUAAGAAGGGGGGGGAUGGGUUAGAGGCGGCAGCGGCGGCGGAGACAGCAGUGGCGACUCCGACUGUUCACGACGGGAAAAAAACAGCCGGGGGUGAUGGCGAGCGCGGUGCUAAAAGAACGGCCGGCGCGAGUCGAGGGGGGGCGCUGUCGUCUCCCUAUCCGUCUUCCCGAAAAGGUGGCAAGAAGCGCGCGAGAACUCCGACUCCACCAACGCCGGCACCAGCUGUGGAAGAGGUGGAAGCGUCGCCGUCCCCGGUAACCGUGACCCACCCCACGGAAUCGCCACCACCACCACCACCAGCGGGCGCGUUGCCUCGGGAGCGUCAGGCGAAGGUAGGGCCGUGCAUUGUUCCGCCACUGACUGCCGAUUCCGACGAACGGGAUGGUGACUCGGGUUCGAGAACGAGGAGAAGGAGGAGGAGGGGGGAGAGCGGGGUGUCGGAUGCAUCAGAGGACGUCGCCGCUACGCGCGGCCCAACCGUGCCGCCUUCUUCGGAGAACGCGCCACCCUCCUCCUGCGCGGACGGCAGGCACUCGUGGCCCACCGCCAUCGCUCGCGUCGCCACCCUGGACUUCUCGGGCAAGCCCUCGCUGGUGGUGUCCUCCGUUGUGGUAACGUCCGCAGGAAGCCGCGGCCGCGGCAGCGGCAGCGGCAGCCGCAGCGGCAGCCGCAGCCGCACGGGUUCCGUCACCACCGCCGCGACGGCGUCGAUCGUCGUCUGCCACUCGGGAGGAGUCUCCGUCUGGGACCUGACGGACUCCGAGGCGAUCUGCACGCACCUGUCGCCGGAGCUCGCCAGCGCCGCGAAGGAGCUCGUCCCGUGGAGGUUUAUGGCGGCAGCCGUGGUGGGUGGGGACCUCGCCGGGUCGACGCCCUCCGCGACGAGGGCGCCCGGAGGCGGCAAGGACGCGUGCAUCAUGGCGGUUGGUCGGCAGGGGACGGACCCCGGCUCCCCGAUUUUUCGCGUCUGGCAGCAGGGGUCGCCGUCACCGGUGCCGCCGCUGACGCCGCAGGGCGCCGGGCGUGCGGACAGGAGAAGAAGCAGCGGCGGUACCGUCGGUGGUUCUGCGGGGCGAGCAAAGGAGGCGCCCGCGUUGCAACCGGCAGUCUUGACGACCACCGUCAAAAAGAAGUUUUCGAAGUUUUUCCCGCCGGCGGUGCCGAGCCACGUUACACCUUGUCUCUGCGUGUGCGGGUACUCGGGGGCGAACGGGGAGAGAGGUGAUGGUGCUGGUGGUGCGGCGGUGGGCGACGAGGGCGGACCUGGAGCCGAGACGUCCGAAUUCGCUCGAGAGAUUACUGCUGUGAUGGCCCUGGGUGGCAAGGCGCUUCGGCUAGUUUUUGGGGCCGGGAGGAGCGGCUCGGAGACGUUCGUCGCUAAGCAGUUGCCUGCUAGGUUGGCCGACGAUGCUGUGUACACAUCGCUGGCACCCGUGCCGAGCAACCCCUACCUCGUCUGCGCUUCCGCACCGUUGGUCAAUUCGGUCUUGGUUUGGAACGUCCUGGACCUGCGUCCCCUCUUCACUUUGCCCAUCACCACCGUGAGCGUUUGCGUACCACUGGCUGCUGCUGCUGCUGGGAAUGCGGCGGUUGCGAGAGGAGUGCCGAGGGUCGCAGAGGCAGCAGCAGCAGAGGCGGCAGCAGAGGCGGCAGCGGCAAAGCCAGCUCCCCGAAUGCUGUGCCUACUGGCAACGGGGAGCAGGCACGCCGGGGGCAGCAGCGAAGGCGGCGUAAGCUCAACCCGGGAAACGAGCAAGGUCGGUUGCGGGCUGUUCGGUGUUUACUGCGGUGGGGGUGACGGCGGCGCGGGAAAACACAGCUGUGGCAGGGUGUCGGCGAUCCGCCUGGAGGCUGACGCUGAAGCCGGGGCAGGAGAGCGGCCGGUGGCGGGAGAAGGCGAAAACGGGAGGAGCCGAGGGGGUGGAGAGCAUGACCAUCCCGAAAACGACGCCGGCAGCGGCUUGCGGUGCUUGCGCGACGGUGGUUACGGUUUCGUUGUUGGUGUUGACGGGCGGGGCAAAGUUGUGGCAAGGAGCGUCUUGACCGGAGAGUCUAGAGUGCUCCUUGCGCCAGACACCGCUGCAGCUGCAGCCAACGCUGGUGGCGGGGCGACCUUUGCCACCCUUGGUUGUGACGGGGACAGUAGCAUUCUCGCCCUCGCCACGGCGCGGGGGCCGGGCGGCGUUGCUGCCGCGACUUGUGUCGAUUUGUAUGAAUUUUGUGGUUGA